UCUUCUCUCCCCCUCUCUGUCUGAUGGCAGAGCCCAAGGAUGAUCCAGACGCGGCCUAUUUCAUGGACAAGAUAGCAAACCAUCUUGGGAACAGCGGCUUGGAAGAGAACCUCAACGAUUUCCUAGAACAGCACGCCGAGGAACUGGUGCUCGAACUCCGCCGAAGGGACUCUUCGCGGUCGACCGUACAACACGAAUGGCUGGAGCAGAAGGCCAAGCGAGAGGAGCCGGGGGGGGAGAAGCAGGAGGAGGCCAGCACGGCGAGGGGAGAGGGUGCGGAGGGGUACCAAGAUGGCGACCGCCACUUCAGCCUACGGGUCCACGAGCUGUACCAGAAGUUCCUGAAGAUCUUGCAGUCGAAUCUCGAAGGUGACUUACGGCGUGUCACGCGUGCCCCGCGCCGGCCGUUGGCAGUUUUUAUCGCGCUCGUUUCGGACUUCGCGGACGAAGGGAUGGGGGCGGAGGACGAAGAGGAAGAGGAGGACGGGGAGGACGAUUUUGAUGGCGACGGGGCGUCGAUGGAUACCGCUCGGUCGUUCACUUACGGUUCCCGUCUUGACGAUGGAGCUGGAAGCUUCGAGGACAUGAGUGGUAGUCUUCAAGUAUUAGGGGAGCGCCGUCUCCUCCGAAGCCAUAACCGCCGGUGUCCUCGUAGCGACAGGAGCAGUAGCAGCAGUGGAAACAGCAGCGGCCGUAUUCGAAGAUCGCCCUCUCCUCCCGCGGCAGGUGCUGCUCCAGACGACAUGCUUGCCGGGCACGGAGCGGCAGUCGUCGCCUGUAGUAGGAAUCUAAGUCAUGGUGCGCAAGACGGGGCUGCUGGCGUGCGGACGGAGCAGCGGAUGUCGGGUGGGAGUGGUCGUGCGGAUGAUGGUGAUAUACCCGGUGGUUUCGGCAGCAAGGGUAGAAUACACAGCGACAGCAGCAGGGGUAGCAAAGAGGCCGUUAGCUGUUGCGACGAUGCAUACCGUGGCGGCGAUGGCGCCGAGUCGCAAAGAGCAGGAGGUUCCGCAAGGAUAGAAGAGGGAGUAGGCUCGGGUAUACAGGAGCUGUCUAUGAGGGCGGAAGCCAAGUGUUGAUAUCGUUGUCGUUCGGAAAACG
This is a messenger RNA of Ectocarpus sp. CCAP 1310/34, 1098 nucleotides long. Lineage: Eukaryota; Phaeophyceae; Ectocarpales; Ectocarpaceae. The record is from the annotation of a GenBank genome assembly.